AUGUCUACUCAAGAACGAUCCCUGAUUUUGCCUCUGUUGUUUAUCUGCUUCUUCAGGGAGAGCUUCUGCAUUUGUGAUGGUACUACCUGGACAAAGGUUGGAUGGGAGAUUUUUCCAGAAGAAAGGCAUUAUUUGAAAGUUAAGCUUUCUCCAUCUCACUGUCUACCUUACCCUCUAGACAAACUAUGCUGCAAUUUUGCUAAUAUGGAUAUAUUUCGGGGUUGUUUACACCUUAUUUAUAUUUUAGUACAAGCUCUCUUUUUAAUCCUGUCUGUUUUGUCUGUGCAUUAUCUGUGGAUGAAGUGGAACAAACACAAAAAAAAGAAACAAGUCUCUUUAGAUACAGCUGGUAAUGAUCUAGAAAGACAGUCUGUUUAUAACAUUGACCAAAUACUCUGCAGACUGAUGGCCAUAACAUCAAUGAUGAUCAAGUACCUGAAUCAGAUGUCCCAUCAUCCUCCAGCUAAGGAAGUCAAACACCAAAAACUAAAGCGGAAGAAGAAUGAAGGAGAAGGAGCCAGAGGAUACUAG
Messenger RNA from Hippopotamus amphibius kiboko, 531 nucleotides. It is a transcript of the gene TEX50, whose product is annotated as testis expressed 50. Bases 1 to 531 code for a protein of 176 amino acids. The transcript is spliced from 2 exons. NCBI's taxonomy places the organism in Eukaryota, Metazoa, Chordata, Mammalia, Artiodactyla, Hippopotamidae. The record is from RefSeq and is a predicted model, not a curated record.